AUGACGGAGUCGUCCGCGCCGUCGCCCGUCGCCGCGGUCGGCGAGGAGGCUGCCGCGUUCGGGUCGCCCACGGAGAAGGCACCCGACGCGGCCGAUUCGUUCGAGCCGCGCGCGGUCGCCGCGCGGCCGCCGCCGCCGCCCGCGACGACGGCGAAGAACCUUCCGGUGAGAGCGCUGAAGUUCCCGCCGUCGCCGAUCAAGACUUCGGUCAGCGCCGCGGACGCGCCGACCCCGCGCGGAGGGACCGAGACCGACGCGACGACGACGCGCGCGACGCAGGGUGCGGCGACGGGCGCAGCAUCGCGCCCGUCGUCGUCGUCGAAUCCGACGCGCGGCGGCGGCGGCGGGACGUCCUCCUCCUCGCGCGCGCGCCUGUCCGUCUGGGACUACUGCUGCGCCGAGCUCGGCCUGCGCGUGGGCGCGCGAGAAGACGACCCGGACAUGGCCAUCGCGCGCGAACGCGUCUUCGACAUCAUCUGGUACGUCCCGCUCGAGUUCGAGCGCCUGUCGCUGUACGGCGGUCUCCUGUGCGCGGACGCGACGCUCGGCGUGGUGACGUCGUUGCCCGUGCGGGUGGCGUGCCAGACGUGCCGGCUGAUCAUGACUCCCGCGGUGGAGACCGCGAAGCUGUUAUCGCCGUUGUCGACGGCGGCGCUGCGGAGCCCGAGGGCGUGGAGAGGAGGAGGAGGAGGAGACAAGGGCGGAGACAAGGGCGGUCCCGGGGCGGACGCGUCGUCGUCGCGGCAGCGGUCGCUCGGCGAUAACGGCGACGGUGGGCCGACGUCGAAGCGAAGGAACUGGGGGUUCCACCCGUUCGCGCGCGAGCACCUGGGCGACUCUCUGUGGCUCAUGCUCUUGCUCGCCGCCGUCGCGGCGAACAACGCCGUGGACGUCUCCGUCGUGUACCACUGGAUCCGAGGCCAGGACGUCAUCAAGCUCUACAUGGCGUGCAGCGUCCUGGAGUGCUUCGACAAGCUGUGCUGCGCGUUUAACUGCCACGUCCUCGACGCGCUGCAGAACAGCACGUACGUCGUCGUGAGCGUCGCGGCGUCGAGCGCGUCCAUGACGGACUUGGUCCACGCCGUGAUACAGCUCUCCGUGGACGUCGUCCUCGCGUUGUCGGCCACGGUGUCGCACACGAUGAUCAUGUUGCUCCACGCGGUGACGUUAUCCGUCGCGAUCAACUCGCACACGAACGCAAUGCUGCUGGUGCUCAUCUCGAACAAUUUCGGCGAGAUCAAAGGACACGUGUUCAAGCGGAUGGACCCGGAUAAGCUGUUCAGCGUCGCGAGGAUGGACAUCGUGGAGAGGGUGCACCUGGGCGUGUGUCUGCUCUUCGUCGUCGCGCAGCGGAUCACCGCCGCCGGGUCGGUCGCGGGGGGGCUCACGCGGAAGAUGCUGAAAGACAGCGCGAUGGUGAUGGGGUCGGAGGUGUUCGUGGACAUCUUCAAGCACGCUUUCAUGUCUAAGUUUAACGGGUUACGACCGAGGGUGUACAGAGGGUUCAGCCGGCAGCUCUGCAGGGAGCACGUCAAGCUCGCGCAGUCGUACAAGAUUCACCGCGUCGUCGGGUUCGUCCCUCUCGCGCCCGCGGCGGUGCUCAUCAAGGUGCUGCCGGAUCUGUACCGGACGCUGAUGCCGUCGCACGAGCUCGGCGGGCUUUUCAGCGGCGAGGACGUCGACGGCGACGGCGUCGGCGAGCGGUGGUACGACUGGGGCGGGUGGCAGAGUUUACGCGUGGAACUGGGAUGGGUCGGAUGGAUGGGCGUGGAGUACGUGCACCUCGGCGAGGUGGCCGCGUUCGCGCUCGUGUUCGCCGCGCUCGUGGCGUUCAAACUCGUCUUCGGCGUGUGCUUGCACUGGUUCGGGGGGUUCAUGCUGGAUAAUCUUCCGUACGAUCGACCGAGCGGGAAGGACAAGGACAAGGAGAAAACGGCGAAGGACGGCGGCGCGCCGCCGGCGUCGCCGAAGAGUCCGCCGAAGCACCGACUGUGGGCGAUGUAG
Molecule: messenger RNA, 2004 nt
Organism: Micromonas pusilla CCMP1545
Lineage: Eukaryota; Viridiplantae; Chlorophyta; Mamiellophyceae; Mamiellales; Mamiellaceae
Exons: 1
Coding region: 1-2004 (667 amino acids)
Cellular component (GO): endoplasmic reticulum membrane
Source: RefSeq, a predicted model, not a curated record